Messenger RNA from Penicillium antarcticum, 1497 nucleotides. RefSeq names its product cytochrome P450. The record is from RefSeq and is a predicted model, not a curated record. Gene Ontology annotation, molecular function: iron ion binding; heme binding; oxidoreductase activity, acting on paired donors, with incorporation or reduction of molecular oxygen. The transcript is spliced from 5 exons. Bases 1 to 1497 code for a protein of 498 amino acids. NCBI's taxonomy places the organism in Eukaryota, Fungi, Ascomycota, Eurotiomycetes, Eurotiales, Aspergillaceae.
AUGCUUCAAUCAAUCACUCUGUCGCUGGACCCAAAGUAUGCACUAGGGCUGGCUGUUUCCUCGUUGUCUGUUUACUUUCUGACAAAAGUCAUCUACAACGUUUACUUCCACCCAUUGAGCCGUUUUCCGGGCCCAAUCUCCCACGCCAUUUCUCGGCUCCCAUAUUGCUAUCGUGCAACCAGCGGCACUCUGCCCUUUGAUAUGCUGAAAUUGCACAAACGCUACGGUAAUAUUGUUCGCAUCGCACCGGAUGAACUUGCCUUCUCACACCCCGAUGCCUGGAAGGACAUCAUGGGCCACAAGAAUGGAGCACCCGAGAUGGGCAAGGCUGCCUGGUUUUACCGACCUAUUGAGCAGCCUUUGCACAUUGUCAACGAGGACCCUGGAGAGCACAAACUUUUACGUCGUCAGAUGGCCCACGGCUUCUCCGAGAAAGGAAUGCGAGAUCAAGAGCCUAUGAUCAGAAAGUAUGUUGAUAUUUUGCUGAAAAAUUUACAGGAGUUCGCCGAACUUGACGAACCCGUUGUACUUUCUGACUGGUAUAAUUUUACCACCUUUGACAUCAUUGGGGAUCUGGCAUUCGGCGAGCCGUUUGGCUGUCUGGAAGAUUCGAGCUACGACGGCUGGAUCCAAAGCAUUUUUGAUUCAGGGCGUCUGGGUACAAUCCUGCAAGCACUGUCAUUCUUUCCUUUGAUAAAAAAGCUCUUGCUGUCCUUUGUCCCUCAAUCCCUGAAAGACGCCCAGCAUAAGCAUACCAAUCUAACCAAAGCUAAAAUGCUGCGCCGGAUGUCUAUAGCCGAAAAACGUCCCGACCUCAUCGAAGGUCUGUUGGUAAAAAAGGAUGAGCUGGAGCUCAAUCUGGAGAAGCUGGUUGCAAAUGCUGAAAUCCUGAUCAUUGGUGGCUCUGAAACCACGGCAUCGUUAUUGAGUGGAGUGACUUACUUACUCCUCACAAACCCCGAAGCCUACGAGAAUUUGAAGGGCGAAGUUCGCUCAACGUUCCAAAGCCAGGAUGACAUCAACCUGAUAAGUGUAAACAAACUUUCAUAUAUGCUUGCCUGUCUCGACGAGGGCAUGCGUAUGUAUCCUCCUAUCGCCAAUGGUCUUCCUCGGGUCUGCCCAACAGGGGGAUCUACUGUCCUGGGCGAAUACAUUCCACAGGAUACAUUUCUCUCAAUCCAUCAAUGGGCUCUUUACCGCCGUCAAGAAUAUUUCAGUAAACCUAACACAUACCACCCCGAACGCUGGUUGGAGAGUCCUAAGUUUGCGACCGAUUGUCGAGAUGUCUUCCAGCCAUUCCAUCUUGGCCCCAGAAAUUGUCUCGGAAGGAAUCUUGCAUAUAGUGAAAUGCGCCUCAUUCUUGCUCUAGUAAUUUUCAACUUUGAUAUGAAGAUUGCAGAUGAAAGCCAGGACUGGAUUCUACAGAAAAAUUUCUUGAUGUGGCAGAAGGGCCCCUUGAAGGUGUGUUUAACACCAAAGGCACAGAGCUCUUCAUGA